Molecule: messenger RNA, 796 nt
Organism: Prosopis cineraria
Lineage: Eukaryota; Viridiplantae; Streptophyta; Magnoliopsida; Fabales; Fabaceae
Product: probable non-specific lipid-transfer protein AKCS9
Exons: 2
Coding region: 34-561 (175 amino acids)
Biological process (GO): lipid transport
Source: RefSeq, a predicted model, not a curated record
UGCAAGGUGGAUUUCAUCGAUGUCACAGUUGCGAUGACACUGAAGAGGGUGACAAAGGUAUCAGUGUUAAGUAAUUACGACACUGAAAUCAAACCCAUCUCUGCACCUUCUCCAAGUGGGGGACCUGACUCCUCCAUUAACUCUCAUUUCGCCCUCAAGCUUCACUUACACCCAUACCAAACUCAACCAGACCGCUUCUAUAAAUUACUUCUCAGUUCGAUCCCUCUCCUCAAAUCAAACCAAACAAUGAUGAUGAUGACGAUGAAACGCAGCAAGCUUUCUGCAACUGUGACUGUGUUAGCCAUUGUGACGCUGCUUCUUGUUGAGGCUCCACGCCCUCACAUGGGUCAGGGCGUCACUUGCAGCCCCCUUGAGCUGAGCCCUUGCCUUGGCUCCAUCACUUCAUCGUCCCCUCCUUCAACCACCUGCUGCCAGAAGGUGAGGGAGCAGAGGCCUUGCCUGUGUGAGUAUCUGCAAAACCCAAGUCUGAGGCAAUAUGUCAACAGUCCUGGUGCCAGAAGGGUUGCUACUUCUUGUGGAGUUCCCUAUCCAACUUGUUAAUUAAUUACCAAAAUUAAUAUAUAUAUAUAUAUGUGUGUGUGUGUGUGUGUGAGAUUUUUUUUAAUACGUGUAUUAUUGCAAGUAUAUACUAGCCACUAUUAUAUUUACAUUCUGCAAUUUAUUAGUUUAUUAAUGCAUUAAUUAGUUAUGUGUGACAUGUGUGGAUCAGUGCUCCAUGCAUACAGUUCUGUUAUCUAUAUUAUGAUUAAGAAAUAAACGAAACAUUUUGAAUGCA